AUGUUGUCUGUGGCUUUAGCUUACCGAGUCGGUGAAUCUACAGCUCAUAUAAUUGUUAAAGAAACAUGCACGGUUCUAGCAAAUAUUCUUAUGCCAAUCUAUAUNAAACCUCCCACAAAAGUCAAAUGGGAAAAGAUCUGUGCAGACUUUUUAACAUUGUGGAAUUUGCCAAAUUGUGUUGGAGCGAUCGACGGCAAGCACAUAAGGAUUCAAGCACCUCCAAACUCAGGAUCUAUGUACUUUAAUUAUAAGAAGACAUUUAGGGUUGUAUUGAUGGCUGUUUGUGAUGCCAGAUAUAGAUUUACAUUGUUCGAAGUAGAUGCGUACGGCAGCGAUAGCGAUGGAGGAAUUCUUUCGAGAUCAGUUUUGGNAAANNCAUUGUAUGAAGAUANACUGAACUUGCCAAAAGGGACAGCUCGGUUCCCAGGAAGUGAUAAGGAAACAUCUUGCUAUUUUGUUGUNGACGGAGCCUUCCAAAUGUCUACUAACGUAAUGCGACCUUAUCCAGGCAGAUUUUUAGAUGAACAAAAACGAGUUUUCAACUAUCGACUAUCACGGGCCAGAAGAACAAUAGAAAAUACUUUUAGAAUCCUUUCAGCUAGAUGGAGGAUAUUUCAAAGAUCAAUUCAUGCCGGUCAGAGGUCGUUGAUAAAUUUGUGA
Messenger RNA from Pseudomyrmex gracilis, 660 nucleotides. RefSeq names its product protein ALP1-like. The record is from RefSeq and is a predicted model, not a curated record. NCBI's taxonomy places the organism in Eukaryota, Metazoa, Arthropoda, Insecta, Hymenoptera, Formicidae. The transcript has a single exon. Bases 1 to 660 code for a protein of 219 amino acids.